UUCAAGUAUUCUGUGAUCAAUGCACCAGUGCCCUAACUGCCAUGUAAGAACAGUCUCUUACAACAAAUACCUCAAACACCUGCAGUAUUUCCAUGAGAAUGAGCCACAUUUCUUUGUUGUAUGUGGCCACGAUGGGUGCCAAAAAAGGUACAAAAGAGUAAGUUCUUUACGUGUCCAUGUUUUUCGGAAUCAUAAAAUCGUGAGAGACGCAGAGGAUUCAGAGAACAAUCAGGAGAUUCCAGGCACCUCACCUACUUUUAAUGAUUUCGAGGAAACUUUUGAUUCUGAAGAACCAAAUAUCUCUUUUUCUGAAAAAAUAUGUGGUUUCAGAUCACUAAUUGAGAGACAUUUUGCAUUGUUUUGUUUAAAACUUCAAGAAAAGCACAUCCUCCCAAAAACUGUUCGGCAUACUAUUACUCAUGAAGUGAAAAUACUCAUUGAACUUUUUAAUGAACAGUCCCAGGACCUUCUUAAGUUCUGUUUAGAAGAAACAAAUAUCAAUAUUGACAAUCAUUCAAACUUGAAGUCCUUGGUUGAAGACAACCUUUUUGGGAAGUGUUUUGAUGUUAUUGCAUCAGACUUUCAGUUUGAGAGAUACUGUAUAAGAGAGUUUGGGUUAAUUGAACCAGUAGAGUAUUUACUCGGAUUUGACUCGACAGGAAGAAAAGAGACUUUCCAGUAUAUUCCCAUUUUGGAAGUUUUAAAAAAUAUUCUGAAAAGAGAUGAUGUUUUUCCUUAUGUUUUGGAAGACACAGUUUUUGAUGGUGAAACACUUAAAGACUUCACAGAUGGAUUAAUUUUUCAGCAGCACGCCUUUUUUGAUGGAUCUGAGACACAGCUGAGGCUCCAGUUAUAUACUGAUGAAUUUGAAAUUGUAAAUUGUUUAGGAUCCAAAAGGCAGAUCCACAAAAUUUUAAGUGUCUACUUUGUUCUUGGAAAUAUUCCUCUGAAGUAUCGUUCCAGUCUUCAAAAUAUACAUGUGGCUGUACUUGUCAGAAACCGAUUGCUUCAGAAGUAUAGUUACGAGCAAAUUUUGGAUCCUCUUCUUCGUGACCUUUGUGAACUUCAGUGCCGUGGUGUAUCAGUUGACAUUGAUGACAAGUCCUGUGUUUUCAAAGGCUCCGUGAUUUCCAUUUGUGCUGACAAUUUAUCAGCCCAUUCCUUGGCUGGUUUCAAUACUUGCUUUAGUCAAGGACGGAUCUGUCGUUUCUGUCUAUGUCACCACCGUGACAUUGGUAACAAAACUGAGGAAAGUGAGUGUAUUCUCCGGACUCCUGACACACACUGUAGACAUUUACAAGUGCCAGAUGGUAAAACUUUGUAUGGUGUUACUGGACGCUGCCCUUUUGAUAAACUGCCUCAUUUUGAGGUUACUGAAUCCUUUCCGCCUGACUUGAUGCAUGAUAUUCUUGAAGGUGUCAUCCCACAGGUUCUGAAAUUAGUCUUGCUAAAUCUUACCCGUGAAAGGCUGGUAACAGUGCAACAGUUUAAUGACCAGCUACAACAGUUCCCCUUUGGACAAAAUGAUAUAACUCACAGGCCUGUUUUGCUGAAGCCAUCUGCUCUGCAGCAAGGUGCCAUCCCAGGAAAAGCUGUUGAAAAACUGACCCUUUUCCGACUCUUACCUUUUUUAAUUGGAAGCUCCAUCCCUCAGGACAACACUUACUGGGCUCUUUAUUUGCUAUUUAGAUCUAUAUGUGACAUAGUACUGGCACCUGUGAUCAAAACAAGUUGGUUGAGUCCAUUGUCUGCUCUCAUCACAGAAUUUCUGAAGAAUUUUCAGAAGCUUUUCCCUGACAAAUUCACUCCAAAGAUUCACUUUCUGGUUCACUAUCCUCGAUUAAUCAAACAACAUGGUCCACUGAGAGCACAUUGGUGUCUCAGGUAUGAGGCCAAACACCUGUACUUUAAACGCCUUUCAUCAAUUGUAAACAAUUACCAGAAUAUUGCAAAGACUUUGGCAAAGCGCUAUCAAAUGCGCCAGUGUUGGGAAGCACAAUCAACUGGACACCAUGUCUCGGAAGAUGUCCCGUACUCUUUAAUAGAGAUACGUUUGAAUGCACUACCCUCUCAGCUUAGAGAGAUUAUUGCAGAGGACUCUGCUGAACUGAAUGAUACACUCUGGAAAACCAAACAAGUGAUAUAUGACAGAGUCAAAUACACCACUGGAGACUUCUUGAUCCUUGACCUUGUGCAUGCUGAGGAAAUCCCAGUUUUUUUGAAAGUUCUACAUAUUGUUAAGUACCACAGUCAGUGGAAAUUGUGCGGAAGACUCUACCAAACUUGGUGCUUCUCUGAGCAUCUGCAUGCCUAUGGUGUCCGAUCAACAACUCAGUGGGUGGCCAUUACACCUGGGGAGGAAACUGACUUCCAUGCCCUUGACGCAUACACAGAUCAAGAGGACAACCUGUUCAUCACACUGCUUCAUCGCCCUAACAUGAGAUAGAUGGAGCCACUCUUGCUGUUAUCUCAGAGAGGAUGUCUGAGAGGCUCUUUCCGGUCAUUCGCAAACAGAGUCUGUUUCUGACCCAGUUGGAGAAACUUAAAAGCACACCAAUGAGCAGAGAGAACCCUCCAAGAAACAUUGAUAACUCCAGCCAAGCACAGUCCGGUCCAGAUACCUCUUUAGUUUUUCCAACAGUGCUGAGGAUGGCCAUAGACAGAAGAGAUUCUGAUCUGAAGAGUGCAAGUAAAACAAAACUACGGAGUCUACUGAUCCAGUCUCUUUUUGACCACCUCAGUAAGAAAACAAUGUACCCAACUCAUCUUCAAUACAUUGAGCUUCUGUCAAAUGUGAUAAUGGAUUACCCAUAUCUAAGGGAAAGUAUUGGGUCUGGAUAUGAUGCCCUGCUUGAAUCACUCAGAAAUAAGUUUAAGAAGGAAAGGCAGCCUCUUGUUGCCAACAAUGAAAUACAGCGACUGAAAGAGAGAUGGGCAAGAAGGAAGCGACCUCUUCAGACAGCGGAAGCUUAUCCAAGUACCAUGGUUGAUGCAGGAGAAGAUGAAAGAAGCAUCAGGGAACAUCUCCGAGUAAUAAAGGAGGAAACCGAGAAGCUUAGACCAAACUUGGAGCUUCUUAAAGAAAGGAUGGCGCUGAUAAAAAUCUACCGGAGACACUUUGUGUCUAACCACAGCACGGAGGAGAUUAUCUCUAAAUUUCCAUGUUUCAGACUGGCCAAAAUGCUCCUUUGGGAUCUGAGAGACCGUACCAACGUUGAUGUGGACCAACAGAUUCUCUCUCAGCUCUCGGUAAUGGCACCUAAAAUCCUUCAAGUUUCACGGAGUCCCCUGAUGGAGAAGUUCAGGUGUGUGGUUGAUGACUGUGAAGAUGGCAGACUGAAAAAAGGACUACAGUUGGAAGCAGCUAUUCUGCUCUUGCCUGCACUGUUUAAGGAGGACCCGGGGUUGCUGUUUGAAGUUGAGGGCCAUGCUCAGACCUGCCCUCCUGACACACCAACACCUAAAAUGGUGCUCAAAGGCUGCAGGGAGGGUAAUCCCAUGCAAUACGACCACAUUGUCGUCAUGUUGGAUGGCCAGUCCAUUACUGAGGAGAGUGAGGACAUCUCAAUGGCACUGGGCCUCAUCCUUUGCACAUAUUUUCUGUUUGGGAUCCAAUAUCCUAAAGGACUGAAAAAGACACUGACCUUCCUGGAGUGCAUUGUCUUAAAAAUGAAGGAUGCAGCCGGACUUCCCGUCACAAUUAAAAGAGUGUACAGCUCAAUCUGUGCAUAGAGUCUCUCUGUCUCUCUCUCAUAUUCCAUUUUCUAUUUUUUCAGCCAGUGUUGUUAGUUAAAAAGCACUGAUUAUAUUUGCAACUAAAAUAAAUGAAUUAAACUGUUAAAA
Molecule: messenger RNA, 3843 nt
Organism: Carassius auratus (goldfish)
Lineage: Eukaryota; Metazoa; Chordata; Actinopteri; Cypriniformes; Cyprinidae
Product: sterile alpha motif domain-containing protein 3-like
Exons: 9
Coding region: 2479-3732 (417 amino acids)
Molecular function (GO): protein binding
Source: RefSeq, a predicted model, not a curated record